AUGAUGCCAAAACUAAGUCGAGAGAAUACGAUUAGCAAUGCAAGUUGUCUCCCGAGACAUCUGAAUAUACAAGGGUUCCAAAAGUUCAACAUCAAGUCCAAUUCUCCAAGAACAUUAUAGGCUUGUUAAGAAUUGGGCAUUGAUCCAAUUGUUUUAGAAUUAAAAGAAGAAUCAGAUUUCAAAUAAAAUGAUUUAGAUGAGGAAAUCAUUUAACUCAGAUACUAACAUUACUUAAACAGAAACUGUUCACAGAAAUAACUCAAAGAAGGAAAGAGAUAAUCUAGAGGCAGAGACAAAAACUAUUGA
Messenger RNA from Paramecium tetraurelia, 306 nucleotides. RefSeq lists its product as uncharacterized. The transcript has 3 exons. The record is from RefSeq and is a predicted model, not a curated record. NCBI's taxonomy places the organism in Eukaryota, Ciliophora, Oligohymenophorea, Peniculida, Parameciidae.